AUGGUCCUGAUUACAUACUUUCGAGUACUAUUUCGAGAUCCCGGUUUCCCGCCAAGAUCUCCCGGGCGAAUGCAAUCUCCGAACCCUGCCAGCAAUGCCGUUGCCGCAAGCACUUUGAGUACGUCAGAAAACGUAAAUCCGCAAUCGAUAUUGUCAACACAAUCAUCCCUGCCGAUGUUUACUUCCGCACAUCAAAUACCCGCAAAUCCGAUAUCAUAUCCAAAUAAUUCUUCAAAUGUGGGUGCUUUGGAUGCAAUGGAAAACGCGUUCUCAACUGGCGGCAUCACCUCGGUCACCGCUUCCACCGCUUCCACUGCCUCUCCAUCAUUUCCUUCACAAUCUGCGGGUGUGAUGAUUCCGAUGCCCAGCACUUUCGUGAGUAAGAGAGAUGGAAGAUUAAGGUGGUGUGAUAGGUGUAAUUCUGUUAAGCCUGACAGGUGUCAUCAUUGUUCAGAGUGUAAUCGGUGUGUUCUGAAGAUGGAUCAGGUUAACGGUUGUGUGGGAUACAACAAUUACAAAUACUUUUAUUUGUUCAUAGUGUAUACCUCUCUAUAUGCUGAUUUCACUUUUGCCUCAACGAUACCUGUUGUAGUUGAAGAAUUGAGGGAUCUAAAUAAUGAAUUGGAUGUACAGUGGAUAAUUCUUCUGAUACUUGCAUUCAUUUUUGGCCUCUUACUAACAGGAUUCACAAUGGUUCACACAGUAUACAUGCUUCAGAAUAGAACAACCAUAGAGAGCUUAUCAUUUCGCUCACGGACAUAUCAUUUACGUGUGCAAUUUGAUGUGGGAAAUCAUUCAAGUUACGGUGUGGCGGCUACGAGAGCCGGUGAGAACCUGUGGGAUCUUGGUUGGAAGCAAAAUUGGAAGAACGUGAUGGGAAACAAAUGGUGGUUAUGGUUUGUGCCAGUUGGGAAUCCGCCUGGAGAUGGUCAAGCAUUUCCGUUUAACUCUACUGUACAUAAUCGGUUAAUAGACGAUGCAAGGAAGGCGCGACUUCAGGAAGACAGAAUGUCGGCAAUGAUUCAACAAGCGCAAAGUGGCAUGGUCGGAGGAAUAUGA
This is a messenger RNA of Acaulospora morrowiae, 1059 nucleotides long. NCBI's taxonomy places the organism in Eukaryota, Fungi, Glomeromycota, Glomeromycetes, Diversisporales, Acaulosporaceae. The record is from the annotation of a GenBank genome assembly.